CAUGUUCAGUUCACCUACAACCACGAUGAAAGCAGUGUCGCAAAGCCUACUUUCCUCCACCAAUCUUUCUAUUUCUUGCUAUAAUCGAUUAGUGUGUGAAGAGCACAAUCGCAAGACUAUACCUUCGUGAUUUUAAGUGUAAAUUUAGUUCUUUUCAAAUUUUAAUAUUCUGUGAAAAUGCCGCGUGAAGGGAAAGGAAAGAGAAACGGGCGCAAAAGCGCUCCAGCUGUUCGGAAAGUGCAACCUGAGGAGGAGGAAGAAAGUGACAACAGUGAUGAGGUCACUGUAACAUCAUCUAUGAACUCUGAUGAAGAAGAGGAACAAAUUUCAUCCGUGGAGAAGUUUGGGCUGAUGGUGCGUCAAGGCAUUGAAUAUGCUCAAGAGAAAAGUGCUCUGCAGCGAGUAAAGGGUCUUACACAGCUCAGACAAAUACUUCAAACAAGGGCGGCCGAAGAUUGUGAGCUGGACAAUCUUCAUGUGACAAUUUGUGACUGCAUUGAACGUUGCCUCAAGAGAGGGGCUGGCAAUGCUGAGAAAGUUGCUGCAGUUCGUCUUGCAUCCAUGCUGAUGAUAACCUCCCUCAACCUCACAGACGGCCUCUCUGAUGAGAUCUACCUGGUGCUACAACCACCACUGCUGAGCAUCUGUCAAGAUCCCACUGUGGCAUUCGCUGUUAGAGAGGAAGCCUGCAAAGCUGCUGCUAUGCUUGCUUAUUUUGGGGCAGUGGAGUACACACAUCUGCAAGACACCCUGAAUUCCCUUCACAAUGUCUUCUCCAAGGCAUUGCCCAAAGGUAAUGGGGAGCUCCCGAACCUGCAAGCUCCUUGCCUCUUGAUGCAUUCGGCCGCCCUGCAAGGCUUCGUGCUGCUUCUGACGCUGGCGCACAAGGAAGACGUGUUAACCAGGACUCCAUCAUUGUUGGCCGAGCUCACGUCUGUGCUAGAGACCCGAGAUCUGGAGAUGAGAACUGAAGCUGGCGUUGGCGUUGCUAUGCUCUUCGAGUUGGCGCGAGAAUCGCCGGCGUUUGGCUUCAAGCGUGUCAAUGAGUUGCUGAAUGUUCUCAAUGAGUUGGCCACUGACUCUCAGAAGCAUCGUAGCAAGAAGGAACGCAAGACACAACGUGCUGUGUUCCGCACUAUUGUCACCUCCAUUGAAGAAGAGUCGCGACCUGCUGAGGCAGUUUACCUGGCACACAAGCGAGCUAAGGACACCAUUGAGAUCGACUCCUGGGCUGUCAAGUGCCGUUUUGAUGCCGUGCUGCACGCUCUCGAGGGCGGCCUUAACGUCCACUUCAUCCACAAUCAGGGCCUUCGCUCAAGCUUUGGUCUGGACGCCUGCCCUGCAGUGAUGGAGCAAGAGUGUAAGGACGAGCGUAAGAACCGGCGUCGCCUUGCAGAACUCAUGAGCAAAGAAAGGAAUUUGCUACGCAACAAAUGCAGAGAUAAUCGAGCUAUCGCCGUUACCUACGAUGACUGAAUUUGCUCCUCUAUUUUCCUCUUCCUUAAUGAUACACCUUAGGUUGCACUCUUCCGACCUGUUAUUCUUGUGAUCGUUGGUAUUGCCUUCCUGUCGUUAUUUUGCUUACUUGAAGUUGUCUUACUACGCUUUUGUAAAUACUUAAAUGCUGUAGAUUAGCUUUAUUGGUGUCUGUUUAGCGUCAAAUUUAUGGCCUUUAAUUUGCAAUUUAGUCAUGGACUUGGUAAUGCAGGCUUGUGUUACCUAACCAUCAACCACAUGAUAAUUGUACCGUAGCUCAACCUGUUCGCCCUAAGCUAUUCAGGAAUUUAAAUUUGGUGGAGGCUAAUCGUUAAAAUAGUGUGCAUUAUCUAUGCAUUGAUUGUAUCCAACUAUUUUGUCUCAAUUUUUGUGUUUCAAUGUGACCUGAAAAUGACAACUUUGAAAUUUAAGUGACAUCAAAACUGGCACGUAACUUAUUUUAAUAUGACAGUGGUAUUAUUCCUGAAUUAAUUACCAACUUCCAUGGAUAACUUAAAAUACUUACUCAGAAAUUAAAGUUUCUUAUCUUGCUUGUUGAGUAUAGUACUAGUUGCUUGUAUUUGCAUUUCUUGGGUUUUAGUUGCGUUUACAAGUUAUUCUAAAUCAUUGACGUAAGGAUUAUAUAAUUUGCUUAAAGUGAAGAAACGUGGCUUCGUAUGUAACGUUUAUGUGGCGAAAAAUUUAUUCGGUGUGUGUGUGUGCUUGUGAAAAAUAAUUUCAGUGUCGGUAAAAUCGUUUCUUUCUUAUCACUUGCCGGAUAAAAUUUAGGGUUUUAAUCUUGCAGCUUUGCAAUUUCGUAGUAGAGAAGUUGCGCUGUGUGAUUUUAACAACAAAUUUUAUAACUUAUUCUGAACCUCACUAUCUGUGAUAUACCAUUUUUCAAAUCUCUAUUUUAUGGGCAAUCUCAUAUGCUGCACUAUUUGCAGUAUCAAACGAAGUCCAGAUGCAACAUGCUUGCUUGAGGCCAAAGCGCGGCUUCCGUGUUUUAUCGUCUUCUCGCUUUCUGGGCUACGUUUCUGUUCUGCCUUUUUAUUCGUAAUAUUGGAUUCUUCUUGCGAACGUUUCUUGUUACUUGGGUGUGUCAUCUCAUCCGUGUAAUAGCUUUGCCCGUGUGUAAAUCUGGUUUUUGGUACUUCUUUCGAAUGAACUACCCUUACAUGUACAGAGAGUAUGGUUUUGGUAGGCUAAGGAUGCUCGGAAAAUCUAUAGUUUUUAUGCGAAAUUCGAGUUAUACCACAAAUAUGUUGUGUACCAGGUCGCUCAUUGUCUCAACUGAUGAUCAUCUUCUAGCGCAUUCAGUACUAUUGAAUUGUUCCUUGCGAUUCAUUUGGAAUCUUUCUUAUUCCCCCGUUGCCAUCGUUCCUAUCAACAGCACUGAAGGGCCUGAAUCUUCAUGCAAAACCUUCUUGCAUCAGAUUGCUCAUUACACGUAUUCACUCGACACUUUUCAUCUUGGGUGAUAGGUAUUUUUGUCCCUUUGCACAAAGGCUCCAUGGUAACGUAUUUCCUCUUUCUAUUGUUGCGACCACCGUAACAAUACAACAAUAUACCUACUCACAAAUUUCUUGCUCACUAAUUGCUUCAUUCGUUGUUCUAGUCUUGUUUUGUUAGUGAAAUUGAAUUUCAAUUGUAUAUCACUAAUUCUAUAAAUAAUUGUUCUAUCGUUCAGUGCUUUGUAGUACACAUUCAAGUGCUGGAAUGCGACGUUUGUUUUUAGAAUGCCGAUUUUAAGCUUUCAAGCGGUCGAGAAUCCUUAUUCACGUCAUGGACGUAGAAAUUACUGGACACCAUAUUUCUGCUGAAAAAUUACAGUACAUUUUUUUCAGAAAUUCGAGAAAAUUUGGUUUGUCACGCGCAUCCGCUCGUGCUGGUCGCUGGUAAGGCGUGCGCUCGUUUCUACGUCCGUGUUCAGUAUUUUGUCUCAAUUUAGGUACAGUUUAUCAUGUUGUGUUGGUUUUCUAUAGCACGUUUGAGCAUAUCAUAUUGCCACAUAUAUUGUAAAAGCUGAAAGGCAUCAUUUACGUUUGGGAGUUGUAGUUUCUAUUGUAGUUGCUUGUGAACAUUCACUUGAGUAUAAAUUUGUGCGUGAUCUAUUGAAUUUGACAAUUCAAUAGUUUCCGCAGUUGAAUUUAGAGAUUAGAAAUAAAUUCAGUCUAAUACUUAUCGUUGAAUUGCGCGUUUGCAACGCUUCUGUGUUGAUAAUAAAGUUCUCUGCUAAUAA
Molecule: messenger RNA, 3718 nt
Organism: Hyalella azteca
Lineage: Eukaryota; Metazoa; Arthropoda; Malacostraca; Amphipoda; Hyalellidae
Gene: Ifrd1
Product: interferon-related developmental regulator 1
Exons: 8
Coding region: 178-1476 (432 amino acids)
Source: RefSeq, a predicted model, not a curated record